AUGACGGAGUUAUGCUAAAGACCCCCCCCCCCCCCCAUUCCUUAAGAACACACUGCUGCUUUUCAAGCAAACCCAAGAAUUUUACGGAGCAAUAUUCUAGCUCAGUUUUCCUCCACCAGAUCUGCUAAAUCAUACAUCCCAGCCAGGCGUAAACCGGUUGGCUGGGAAUGAUGGGAACUGUAGACCAGCGCGUCUGCUGUUGCCUCAACUCAGUCCGUCAAAUCGGAUUAAAGCGUGCCUUUAUUUUCCCUAGCCGCAAUUCGGAAGAAGGGGAGAGAUUUAACUGGACAGUUUAAACUUGUACUGAGAUGUUAUAGGUAUCGGUUCUCCUGCUUGAGCAGGGGGCUGGACUAGAAGACCUCCAGGGUCCCUUCCAGCUCUAUUCUAUUCUAAAUCGGGACGUGGGCAGUGGAUCAUAACGGAUCGUUUCUCCGUCCAGCUCAGCGUGGACGUCCUCUCGAAGGGUUUAGUUGCUGCGUUCGUCUGAGGCUUUCCCGGAACGAAGGAGCGCGUUACGCAAGGUUAAAGCGUAAGAGAUACGCCGCGCUCUUCGUCCCCGGUUUUUCUCCCAGCUCUCCGGCCGGCGGCCGGCUUCCACCUGACUCUGCGAAGCGCAACGACCGCGAUCCCAGGCGGGGGAGCUCUCUCUCUCUCUCUCUCUCUCUCUCUCGCAGGCUCCCGGAGGAAAAGGCCUCGCCAAGAACCGGGAGGAACAGGAGAGCUCGCCGGUGCUAGGAUGACUCGUCCCCGGGAGGAACGCAGCCAGAUGGCCGCGAAGCCUCCUGUCUUCCCGGGGAGUCCCCGAAAGCUUCGUUCGGGCAGCAGGGAGGAGAGGAAACGGGCGCCUUCGCCUGAACGAUCGCUCGAUCCGGCCCGCCGAGGCUUCCCUCCUCCCCGUCCCACCCAGCGCUCUGCACUCCUCCCCUGCCUUCCAAUUGGCAAGCCCAGCAGCCCGGCCCCCAACGCUAUAUAUGCCUCGUUCCGCCGCGCUAUGGGGACCUGAGCGGAGAGAGCGCAGCAUCCUCAUCCCGCCGCACUCCAGACCUUCCCUGCCGUUGCGCGAGGAGGGAGACAGACAGAUUUCCCCAUCCGACGCCACCGACUCGAGAGAGAGAAAAAAAGUUUCUUUCUGGUCGCCAGGAAUCCCGACUGCCAGGGGCUAGAUCUAGAUCUAGGCCGUUCUAGAUUCCCCUUUUCGUAGCUCUUUUCCACCUUCCUCCCUCGUCUGACUUUUCAAGGGUAGAGCCCUCCCGCAGCUGGAGGUUCGCCGGCGUUUGAAGCAUCCAUCCAUCCUUCCAACUAGUACUAAGAAUCAUGAGUUCCCCUUUGAAGCGAGCCCCCCUGCUCAGCUCUCUCGUAAAGCUGCGAGGUCCUGGGAGCGCACCUGCUUUGCAGCAGCAGCAACAGCUGCCCACUUCGUCCGUGUGCGCCUUGGAGCCCAAGGCUCAGGUGCCUUCUUGUCCCAUGCACCCUCCCCAUUCACUUUCUUCCCUGCCCGGUCCGGUCAAAUGGCCUCUGAUGGGCAGCCUCUUAGACAUCCUCUGGAAAGGGGGCCUCAAGAAACAGCACCAGACGCUGGCUGAGUACCACCAGAGGUUUGGCAAAAUCUUCCGCAUGAAACUGGGGAGUUUUGACUCUGUUCAUAUAGGGGCACCCAGUCUGCUAGAGUCUCUCUACAGGAAAGAGGGUGCGUAUCCCCAGCGCCUGGAGAUUAAGCCCUGGAAAGCCUAUCGAGACUACCGUAAAGAGGGCUAUGGGCUACUUAUCCUAGAAGGGAAGGACUGGCAGAGAGUAAGAAGUGCAUUUCAGAAGAAACUAAUGAAACCCAUGGAAAUUGUAAAGUUGGACACUAAAAUCAAUGAGGUCCUAGCUGACUUUAUGCAUCAGAUAGACACACUCUGUAACCAGAACGGAGAAAUAGAAGAUUUAUAUUCUACGCUGAACAAGUGGUCAUUUGAAAGUAUUUGCCUGGUGCUGUAUGGAAAAAGAUUUGGACUUCUGAAGCAAGACGUAGAGGAGGAAAGUUUGAACUUUAUCAAGGCUGUAAAAACGAUGAUGAGCACUUUUGGGAAGAUGAUGGUGACGCCAGUUGAACUCCAUAGAAGUCUAAAUACGAAAGUUUGGCAAGCUCAUACAAAUGCAUGGGAUAAUAUAUUUAAGACAGUGAAAUGCUCCAUUGACAGCAGGCUGAAAAAACACUCUGCAAAUCCCUCUGAAGACUUCCUCUGUGACAUCUACUUUGGGAGCCAGCUUUCGAAGAAAGAACUCUAUGCUGCCAUUACAGAGCUUCAGAUUGCUGGGGUUGAAACGACUGCCAACAGUUUACUCUGGGCUCUGUACAACAUCUCCUGCAAGCCGGAUGUCCAGACAAAGUUGUUUGAGGAGAUACAGAAUGUGGUUUCACCUGGAGAAAACCCAAAUUGCGAACACCUGAAAAAAAUGCCCUAUCUGAAGGCAUGCCUGAAGGAGUCAAUGAGGUUAACACCUUCUGUGCCAUUUACCACUCGAACCCUUGACAAAGAAACAGUCCUUGGGGAUUAUGCGCUUCCAAAAGGGACUGUGUUGAUGAUUAACACUUACGCUCUGGGAUGCAAUGAAGAAUAUUUCAGUAACUGGAGUGAAUUUCAACCAGAGCGUUGGUUGCAAAAAACCAUCCAUCCAUUUUCUCACGCUCCAUUUGGCAUUGGAAAAAGAAUGUGUGUUGGGCGUCGACUGGCAGAGCUGCAACUUCAGCUAGCUCUCUGUUGGCUUAUACGGAAGUAUCAGAUUGUAGCUACUGACAACAAGCCGGUAGAAGCUCUUCACUUAGGAAUCCUCAUCCCCAACCGAGAACUUCCGAUUGCAUUCAAACGACGCUAAGAUUCUACUGGAGGAACAGCUGACAUUUUCGUUAGACAGCAAGCAUUCUUGAAUUUUGGAUUCCCAGAUCCUGCUAGAGUCUAGUUAUAUUUUGAGCAAUGUGUGUGUUAACAGCAAGGACAGAACAGCAGGAAUCCAAAGCUAGCUUGAAGGCAAAUCAGUCAAGCUAUGUUGAGCGCACCUAAGCAGUCACUUCACAUUAUUGUAAAAGCUACACCCAUUCCAAAGGUGGAAGAAUGGCAGAAUUACAAACUUGGCAGUUCUUUUCACCUAAACUUGGGAUGAAAGAAAGGUCCAUUCUCCUCCAUCUGCUGCUGUGAAAUGUACAGUUCUCGACCCAUGCUGUUAAUGUUUGUAGGAGAACAAUGAUCGCAAAGUGAUGGAAUGACUGAGUCUCUGAGUUCAUGCUUGACCUUAGGAUUGGAAACACUGGAGGAGAAAUUUUGUUUUGCCCGUGCCCAAGUUCUGAUGGAACUUUAAAUGAAGACCUUUGUCUGCAAGAGGGUGAACGACGUGAUUGCAAAGGGAUGGAAAGUAUUCUAGGGGGUGGACCAUGUUAGAUGUCCAUAAAGGGAAAGAAUGGCAGUAAUAGAAGUGCUAUCUGAAGGGCUGUAUUUGAAAAACCAAGUAGGUCUGGUUCUUUCUAAUGUUACUUUGUUACAACUGUUGGCGCCUUGAGCAAACUCAUCAACUAUAUAUGGACAAAUAUCAUACAUACAAACACGCACGCACUCACUCACACAGAACCUUUCAGGCAGACAGAACAAUGAGUCACAUUACAGAAUGCAGACCACCCAAACUGUUAUGAGCCCUUCAAGGUGAUGUGUACUUCGGAGACCGGAACAAAUAACUUAUGCUUGGACAGAGUGAGCUGUACACUUGAUGACUCCAUCUAGGAGGUGAAUAAGAUCAUAGAAGCAGACCGGUACAAUUUUAUUUUCCACCAAAUCAAAGCCAGCUCCUAAAUUAUUUGUAGCAGUCCAACAACUUUUCCUGUAACUUUUUCCUUUUGCUAACUGAAAACUUGAGGCCAUCAUUAGGUAUAUCGAUGCAACUUAAAGGGCAGAUAUUAUGGGGUGCAAUGGCAAGUCUAGAUAUUCCCUUCUCUCCAAUAUAGACAUUCGUAUAACCUGUCCUCCACCUUUUAAGCUGUUUAUCAGCUUUCAUGUGUGGAUGGUAGCAGAGGGAGAUGGGGUGCUAUCUUUUCUUUUGCCACAAAUCAACACUAUGUCUUGGAUUUGUCAGAUGUGAUGAUCGUGAUCUUUUAACUGCCUUUAAAUCAAGAGUAAACAAAUUCUUUGGUACAAUGUUGUAAGAGUUCCAUGCAGUUUGUUCAUCUCUGAACAGAGAGCAACAAAAUAUGAUUCAUUUUGCACCUGACUUUCAUGUCUGUGAGCUGCCACUGUUGGAAAUAGGAUGCUACUCUGUUUAGACAAUCAGUCCAGCAAGGUUCCACCUAAGUUUCCAAAUUCACACUAAUAUGUCACAAUUUAUGCAGAAUGGAACAUCAGUAUUACAGCAUUCCAUAGGAUUCAAGGAUUAUAGUUCCUGGGUAUUUUCUUGUAUUCCUUUUGAUACAGUUUCCUUCUUAUUUUGUUUUUACGUGUUUUUAGUUGUAUUUUUUUUUAAAGUAAAUGUGUUUUUUAAGAUCUCUGUAUUUUGAAGAGUUUUUCAUAGCUUAUUUUUUUGUUUUGUUUUUUAAAAACAAAUUUAGACAUCCAUUUAAUUGUUGAUAUUUAAACCCACUGUUCUGAGAAUUUUGUAAUAAAAAAAAAAUGUGGAUAUGAUUUUUUUUAUUUUCAUUGAAUGUAAUCCGUGUCGAGUAUCUUCAAGAUUAGCAGCCUUUAUAAAGAUUUUUAAUGGAAAUUA
Molecule: messenger RNA, 4728 nt
Organism: Pantherophis guttatus
Lineage: Eukaryota; Metazoa; Chordata; Lepidosauria; Squamata; Colubridae
Gene: CYP24A1
Product: cytochrome P450 family 24 subfamily A member 1
Biological process (GO): cellular response to peptide hormone stimulus; C21-steroid hormone biosynthetic process; glucocorticoid biosynthetic process
Cellular component (GO): mitochondrial inner membrane
Molecular function (GO): monooxygenase activity; oxidoreductase activity, acting on paired donors, with incorporation or reduction of molecular oxygen; iron ion binding
Source: RefSeq, a predicted model, not a curated record